Messenger RNA from Colletotrichum acutatum, 1110 nucleotides. RefSeq lists its product as uncharacterized. NCBI's taxonomy places the organism in Eukaryota, Fungi, Ascomycota, Sordariomycetes, Glomerellales, Glomerellaceae. The record is from RefSeq and is a predicted model, not a curated record. Bases 166 to 948 code for a protein of 260 amino acids. The transcript has a single exon.
GGCGGUAAAUCGAUUAUGUCGCCCACUUGGGUGAGUAGGCUCGAUUCCUGUUUUGACUUCCAAGUAAUUCAUACGGAGUAACUUAUAACGCUUUCUUGUAGUAAAACUGUCCAGGUGCCAAGGAGGUGAAAGAGUGUAGAGUCCAUCGAACGUGAGGCGAGUCCGAUGACCGGUCGAUCCGAAACCCUCGUAUCCGCCGCACAUCACACACUUGUUCGGCUUGCAAAUGUUCGUUGGCUGGGUUGGCAAACGCCUAGAUUAGUUCAGGCUGAGACCUCACGCGGGAUGCCUUUCACGAACCGGGAAACAAACGGAAUCGUCACCCUCGGUUGCCGCGAUAUCAAGAAGGAAAACGUCACUUGCCCAUUAUUUCGACCCUAUCUACCAGAAAAGCAGCAGCCGCCAAGGAGGGAACCUAAAAAAGAGAAGACAUGUGGUUGGGAACAAACGCGCAGACACCCAUACGUACGGCCCGCUGCGUUGCCUAUGUGCUCCGCCCCCAGCCAACCAAGCUUGAUUGCAAAGUACACGGUGCGCCAGCAAAACAAAGCCUACGCUUGUAACACACGUCAACAUGACCUUAUUAUCCCUUCUGCCCUCAGUGGGAUCUCUAGAAGCCUCCCAUCGAACGCCCCAGAGCCUGGCUUUGGGUCACCGUUACGCAGCAGGAGCCCUGUCGUUUGCCGUGGACAACGUCAUGCGUCCAGUUACAGAGGUAUCUUGUGUCGAUUGUGUGUGUGUGUGCAGUGCGAAGGAGCUGGGACGAACCAAAUCAACACUCAUCUAUGCGUAGAAGUAUGGAAAGCAGCCUUUGCGCGGAAGGAGAGAAAAGCGAACGACACAGCAUCGUCCGAGCCAAAAUGUGAUCCCUACACCGUCAUGAGCUGCGCAUUCCCUUCCUCGUCCAUUCUGCCCAGCUGUAUCCCCUCCGCCGAGAAAAAUCCGUAAAAUGCCAUAGAACACAGGUAAGGAAAGCGGGCUUCGUAGAAAUCAGGGACGAUACGUUUAGCAGCAGCCACCUCCCGAGUUCGAGGAGACACCGUGGCCGGGGCCGACCUGUACGGAGGGUUUCGUGUUGUUCGCGGUCGUGCUGCCCAUGCGCUCCUUGAU